ACGCCGUGCAAUCGUGAGACGACAACGACAACGACAACGACGACGACGACGUUGAUGAAAAAUAUACUACUAACUCAGUUCUAUAAAGACUGUUAAAAAGCGCAUACGGAGUGUUUGGAGUGUGGUAUUAUACACAAACAUACCUAUAGACACGCUAAAAACCUGCAUAGAGUUGCAAAGAGUGUGAAAAAUUUAAGGAAAAAAUAGCAAAAUGGGCAGUUGUUGUUCAAAGGAUCCAGACUCGAAGACCUCAUGGAGUCCUUCGGAGGCAAAAAACGCGAGCACAACCUCGACCAUUGUCGCACAGCCCACAAACGAUGAUACCUCGGCUGGGGUGUUUACGAGCACGAUUGUGCUGCCGGUUAACAACGCCGAUGGUGGUGUGACUGGCGAAACAACAACAACAACGACUAUUAUAAAGACAACAAAAGUCACAGAAACAGUUACGGAGACCUCGGAGGAAUAAAUACACAAAUGCUGCGAUGAAAAUCGACUGGAGGCGAUGUUUGAGCGAAUAAUAACCAAAUGAUGAUGAAAGAAGCAUUUAGCAUUAAUUUAUAUACACAAUUAAGUAAUAAUAGAUGUUACUGAUAUUUUAGAAGACGAAAAAA
Ceratitis capitata (Mediterranean fruit fly) is the source of this 611-nucleotide messenger RNA. RefSeq lists its product as uncharacterized. The record is from RefSeq and is a predicted model, not a curated record. Bases 212 to 466 code for a protein of 84 amino acids. The transcript has 2 exons. Lineage: Eukaryota; Metazoa; Arthropoda; Insecta; Diptera; Tephritidae.